Messenger RNA from Helicoverpa armigera (cotton bollworm), 1684 nucleotides. RefSeq names its product orexin/Hypocretin receptor type 1 (gene NGR-A16). NCBI's taxonomy places the organism in Eukaryota, Metazoa, Arthropoda, Insecta, Lepidoptera, Noctuidae. Gene Ontology annotation, molecular function: neuropeptide Y receptor activity. The transcript has 8 exons. Gene Ontology annotation, biological process: G protein-coupled receptor signaling pathway. The record is from RefSeq and is a predicted model, not a curated record. Gene Ontology annotation, cellular component: membrane. Bases 241 to 1581 code for a protein of 446 amino acids.
UACCACUGGCUGAGUCAAUCGGUCGUCGUGUCACGUUCGAGAAAAACUCGCGGGAACUUCGAAUUUUCUGUUCUUGUUUUAAAAAGUGACGUUGGAAAUAAAAAUUGAAAUACUAUUUUGGAUUGAUAAUAGUGUGUGUGUGUAUUUUGUGAACUUAUUUGUUUUGUGAAUAUCAAGAAUUUCGAGUUUUUUUUGAUCCGGUAUGAAAGCUAACAAGGAAACAGAAUAACAAUCUUCAAGAUGAAUUUCGUCAAAAAAAUAUCAAUCCUUAUCAUAGGCCUUAUUAUCCUCAUAAGCGUAGAAGGAAUCCAUGCAGAAGAAACUAGAACUGAUCUUAAAAACAAUGAAACAAAGUUAAGACAUAACAAAACAAUUGAAGAUCUGACAGCAGAGAAUGCCACUGCAUCUGAUGAACCAUCAAAAGAAAACGCAACAGAAGUAUGCGUAGGCCAAAAGGAAUUUUGCAACUUAAGUAAAGAGGAAUACGUUUCAAUGUUGAACAACUACAUUUACCCGCACACAUACGAAUGGGUACUGAUAGGUACUCACACAUUAGUGUUCAUAACAGGAUUGGUGGGGAAUGCUUUAGUGUGCGUAGCCGUGUACAGGAAUCAUUCUAUGAGGACGGUGACGAAUUAUUUUAUAGUGAAUCUGGCUGCUGCAGAUUUCAUGGUUAUUCUGUUCUGCUUGCCUGCUACGGUCGUAUGGGAUGUCACUGAAACUUGGUUCCUAGGAGAUGUGCUGUGUAAAAUGCUGCUUUAUUUUCAGUCAGUAUCAGUGACGGUGUCAGUGCUGACGCUGACGUUCAUCUCGGUGGACCGCUGGUACGCCAUCUGCUUCCCGCUCAAGUUCAAGUCCACCACCGGCCGCGCCAAGACCGCCAUACUUAUUAUAUGGACUCUGUCUCUUAUAUUCAAUGCUCCAGAACUCGUGGUACUGACUACAGAAAAGUCAGUGCCUCUAAGAUUCGAGUUGGAGUACCUCGUCCAGUGCGUUGCGACGUGGUCAUCGAAUAGCGACCUUGUGUGGCACAUCAUAAAAGUCAUUUUCAUUUACACACUACCACUUCUGCUGAUGACAGUCGCGUACUAUCAGAUCGUGAAGGUGCUGUGGCGAUCUGAGAAGAUACCUGGUCAUGCAGAGACAAUGAAACUGGCACCCGCUGAACAGACUCAGCUGCGUUCUCGAAGGAAGGCAGCUAAGAUGUUGGUAGCAGUGGUCAUCAUGUUUGCAGUCUGCUACUUUCCUGUGCAUCUACUUUCUGUACUUAGGUACACGUUAGACAUGGAACAAAACGACGUGAUCACCUGUCUCGCUCUCAUCUCCCAUGUGAUGAUCUACGCCAACUCUGCCAUCAAUCCCUUGAUUUACAACUUUAUGAGUGGCAAAUUCCGGCGCGAAUUUCGUCGGGCUUUCUGCUGUUCAACCGCAAGUGAUUUAGAAAAUUUCACCACAUUAAGUCGCAUUACCACAUCGAAGAAACGACCCUGUGACCUUAUGACCUUCGAGACCAAAACCCAAGGUCGAAAUGUAUGCAGCACAACCUUUGUACACAGUAGCUAUAAGGAUAGGUUAUCAUAAUGUGGAACUUGAAUGAACUGAAAGCUGUAAAUUGAAAGUUGAAUUAAGAUUGAAAGUUGAGAGGUGAUUAAUUAGUAUUGGAGGAUGUAAGGUUUUUAGGCGA